UCUAUCUUUUCGUUUUUCUUGCCUAAAACCUCGAAUCGUUUUCUGAUAGUUGCUUUACGAUUGCAUCCAUUCAAAGUGAAGGUAGUUUUCUGAAGCUGAUGCUGAGUUGCAGUAUAGACUCCAGAGUCGCAGUUGAGAGUUGAAUUUAUGUUGUUUGUUCUAGUGCCUUCAAAGCUAGUGGGCAUUCAGAUUUCAAGAAGAUGGAAGGAAUCAGUUGUCCUCACUUGUUCAUUAACCAUUCUUCAAGAGGUUCAGAACCCGUGAAUGUAGAAAACAUGGCUGCUGAUCAAGAUGAUUGCAGUUCUCUCUUUAUCAACUAUGCUGCAAUAGCAUGGCAUGAGAUGAGAAGAGCUUGGAGAGGCGACCAGUCCGUUGCAUCAGAAAGAAAGCCCAGGGAGCCAAUUAUGAGCCAGAGUGCCUCAUACCAGGAUGUAGUCUCGCCUGGAGAACGUUUCAAUGAACCAGUUCCUUUAGCAAAGAUGGUGAAGUCUUUGGUUGAAAUUUGGGGAGAAGGUUAUUAGACCAGACAACAACCUCAAUCAUUCUUCAAUUGGUUUGAGCAAAAACUACAAGAGCAGCGGUUGCAAGAACGAAUCGCCCUUCGUUUUGCAAUAUUGGUGAUUUCAUAUUUUUGUUGUAAUUAUUGAGAAAUGUUCAAGAAAAUAGUUCAUUAUGGGGCCAAAUCUUUCGCCUAGGAAUUUUCAUGUGGAAAUGUAUUUUUGGUAUGAAAUUUCUUUAAGUCU
Molecule: messenger RNA, 743 nt
Organism: Sesamum indicum (sesame)
Lineage: Eukaryota; Viridiplantae; Streptophyta; Magnoliopsida; Lamiales; Pedaliaceae
Source: RefSeq, a predicted model, not a curated record